Messenger RNA from Lates calcarifer (barramundi perch), 2508 nucleotides. It is a transcript of the gene stap2a, whose product is annotated as signal transducing adaptor family member 2a. The transcript has 11 exons. Bases 199 to 1293 code for a protein of 364 amino acids. Lineage: Eukaryota; Metazoa; Chordata; Actinopteri; Centropomidae. The record is from RefSeq and is a predicted model, not a curated record. Gene Ontology annotation, molecular function: signaling adaptor activity.
UUUUUGGACAUUUAUCCCCCAACCACACAAUUUUUUAAAUCUGCACAACCACCCGUCUGCAGGAACCCCCAGACACAGCAGGCUACACCAGCCAGCUGUUGGAUUACAGCCACAGCACUAUCUCAUCGGGGGGAAGGCGUGUCACUCCCCCGAAUUACUCAGAUCCCCUUUGUCCUCGGUGCCCAGCCAGCGACACUCAUGGCGGCUGCACCCGUCAGACAGCGCUCCGGGCCAGGGGGACCCCGGGCGCAGCUCCCGCCCUGCUACUACGAAGGAUACCUGGAGAAGCGAGGACCGAAAGAAAAGGCAUCCAGGCGACUGUGGACCUGCCUCUGCGGGAAUUCUUUGUAUUUCUUCAAUAACGCCAAGGACACUCAUUAUGUGGAGAAGCUGGACCUCAGUGGAUUUGUGUCCCUGAAAGACGACUGCAGCCGGGACAGAAACCUGGAGGCGGCCAGACUCAUCCUGCGCAUGAAGGAUGGGGAAACCAAACUUACAGCACCUAACUUAGAAUCAAGGGAGCUGUGGAAAGGUUUCCUCUACUCUGUCGUAGAUCUCAAUGUACCGUCCUGUCUCACGUUGCUGCCGGGCCAGCUGCAGAUGCUGAAGGAGGUGGUGGACAAAGAAAGGUCCAGGCGACGAACUCGCACUCCCACACGCGCUCCUCCCUCCCCGCUCUCCGUGCCUUUAGUAGGAGAGAUUCCACCGUGUUUUCGACCCGUGUCCCGAACAGAGGCUGAGGUCCUUCUAGAGAGACACCCAGACUGCGGCAACAUGUUGCUCCGUCCAGGAAGAGACGGAUGCUCGCUGGCUGUCACAACUCGACAAGACCUCAACGGGUCGGUGUUCAGACAUUACCGUGUGACUCAGAGGGACCAAGGUGGAUAUGUAAUUGAUGUAGAGAAUCCUAUUCCCUGUGCUACACUUCAUGAGGUCAUCGAUGCCCUGGUGGAGAAGACAGCAGGAACUCUACAACCUUUCCUACUGGAGGAGCCGUAUGAGGAGAAUAUCACAUAUGUUUCUGCCAAUGAUGAAAAUGGAGAAAGGAUCCUCCACACUGCCCCCACCAGCCCCCUGCCAAAGGCUCCUGCCCUGCCUCCAAAACAAGAUCGUUGGUCCAGUAGUCCCCUGUCCAGGUCCCCCGCCCCAGACCGUCGUAUCCUGACCUCACCAGUGCCGGCCUCGCCUACCAACCCAAUGAGACGACUCAUUCUCUCCCCUUCACCUCUUGCACAGACGCUCAACGAGGAGCUCAAAAUGAAACUGGAGAAGAGACGAGCCAGUCAGGAGUGACUCAACUCAAGAGGAACAACGUCCUGUCACAGCGUACUCACUCUUCAGUGCCAGACCCCUUCUCACCGCAGCUAUGUACUCAUCCUGUGCCUUCUAGGUGGAAGACAAGGGACUACAAAUACCGCCACUUUCUUUCAGUGCUUUGUCCACAUGCAUGAAACUGUUUACAGACUGCCUCAGAGCAACAAAAAAAUACUACAAAAAAUUAUUUUUGCCCAGAGUACAAACCACAAUAAGUAUUACUGGCAGCUAAAACCUACUGGAGAAGCACUGACACAUUCUGGACCACCAACUGAGCCUGAUGUUUUCCUGUCUGAGCCCUGUGUCUGUGUGCUGACCUGCUUAUGUUACCGCUGCGCCUGAGACAAUUUAUCUGCUCUGAAAGUAAAAUAAAGCAGGCGUGCUUAGGUUUCAGCUUGGUAAUUCUCCUCAUCCACCUUGUGACAUGACUGAGGAAAAAAAAAAUCAUCUGAACAUAGUUGAGCUGGCCAGAGGCUGAAACCCGCACAACCUCUGCCUGCUGCUCUGAGUGCUAUUUGUGAUUGAUAAGCAACCAUGAAUAUGUUGUUGAUUCAAAGACACAGCUGUGGUUCGUUUAAAAGCCAACUUGAACUGUAUCAUUGGUGCUUAUUUUAAAAGUGUUUCCUUAUUCUCUGCUACUGUGUAUGUGCUAUUGUACGGUGCUAUGACUCAACAGUGCUUGGAAACUCCAGGCGAUUUCUGUUCCUCUUCAAGAAAAUCAAUCUACUGUAUGUGAGGGUGCCCUCUAGUGGAAUGGCUGUCGACUGAACCCUUGUUAUCAGCACACUGCAGUCCUUGGGUAUUAACACUAGUGCCAGACCUUUGGCAUAGACAAACCCUUUUAUGUUGCAGACUGAACCUGGCAAAGGCGUUUGGCUUUAUCACAGUAUUACACCACGCCCUACCUCUUUACCUUCAAUAGCAAAAUUAGCAUUUGUUACAGAUCUGAGGGUGUUUCAACAAUAACAACUUGUAUUUCUACAUGGGUAACUUCUGACAUUUCUGUCAAGUAGUCAGUCCUUGCAGAUUUGUUGUGUCUGAGUACUAGUGUCAAAAUGUGAUCAACUGACUCGUGAAGUGUUUUUUUUUUACAAUGAACAGCUUCUUGUAUGUUUGUACAAUAUGUGAUGUGUCUAAUUGAUCACUAUCAAAGAAUAGUGUUUGUUAGAUAUUGAGGGCAUUAAAUUGUUUUGC